Molecule: messenger RNA, 759 nt
Organism: Bolinopsis microptera
Lineage: Eukaryota; Metazoa; Ctenophora; Tentaculata; Lobata; Bolinopsidae
Product: atherin-like
Exons: 4
Coding region: 1-759 (252 amino acids)
Source: RefSeq, a predicted model, not a curated record
AUGAUAGAAACUUGUGUAACUGGUGAUGAGCUUACAGAAAACAGAUUUAUCAGUGCACAGGCGUCUAGAAAGAACGAAAAAGAUGGUGAAACCCAUAGGUUUCACUUUGGUUAUGGUGGGUUCCAUAUCAUGAACACUUUCAUGAAGGGAAGCGCUAAUGUUUGGUCAGUAGGGGACAUCGUUUUGACGAACCCAUUCAAGGAUGGUAUCAUUUAUGAUGCCAAUGUCAUCUCGGUAGUGAAGUCGGCUGCUGCCCCUCCAACUACUCCUGCCCCUCCACCCGUCCCUAUAGGGGCUAUGGCCACCCCUCCAAUUGCCCCUCCAGUUGCCCCUCCAGCUCCAAUCGCUGCUGCCUCCACCGACCUCCGGGCUCCUGCUGCUGCCGCCCAUCCUGCCUCCUGCACCUCCACCACCUCCAUAACCAGGAGACUGGAAAUGAUGAGUGACAAGGUAAAUGAAGAAUUCUUCAAGUCAAUAAUGAUAACAGACAAGAAGAGGAAAUGUGAGAAACCUGCAGGGGCACCUGCGACCACGGCACCCCCACCAAGAAGACUGCGAACACGGCAGCCCCCACCAAGAAGACUGCGAACACGGCAGCCCCCACCAAGAAGACUGCGACCACGGCACCCCCACCAAGAAGACUGUGAACACGGCAGCCCCCACCAAGAAGACUGCGAACACGGCAGCCCCCACCAAGAAGACUGCGAACACGGCAGCCCCCACCAAGAAGCGUGCAACCACGCUCAAUCAGCAGGAUAA